GGUUUCGGUUGCAAGUGGGGUGUAAGCUGUCGGCUUUCGCGUAGGAUGACCGUCAGCCUGGCUGUGUUCCUGUCGUAGUUUCCCCCGGCAUUCUAGUGGACCGACAGCGGCGUUGAGAAUGACUUCCCCCAUCUAUAAUCCGCCCCUUCCGUAUGUUGGACCCAUUCCAGGCGGUGUGCUCUCUGUCGGCACACUCAUUCGCAUCCAAGGCACUCCGCACCACUCUGCGAGAUGUUUCGCCAUCAACCUCCAAUGCGGACCGAACGUGCAUCCGCGCGAUGACAUCGCGCUUCACCUGAGUCCCGUCUUCUCGCCACCGCCGCGCAUCGUGCGCAAUUCGAUCCAGGCCCAGCAGUGGGGGCCCGAGGAGUCGCAUGGUGACCCGUUUCCGCUCGUCGCGGGCCAGAGCUUCGAGAUCUUGAUUCUCGUUGAGCAUGAGUACAAGAUCGCCAUCAACGGCAAGCACUACACCGAGUUCCGGCACCGCAUUCCGAUUCAGCGGGUCACCCACUUGACCAUGGACGGUGAUACGACAAUCAGCUUGGUUCAGUUUGAAGGGGUGCCAUCGAUGCCGCUGGGACCGGACAUGCACAUGCCAAUGCCAGUGGCCCCUCCGUCUGGUAGGGUGUCACCGUACGGCGACGCAAGGUUUGGCGCACCGUACCCUCCGCAGGCAGGCUACCCUCCUCCACCGGCUGGUGGUUACUACCCACCUCCGGCUGGUGUGCCGCCCGCAUAUCCUGGAGCUGGUUACCCCGCAGCGGGUUACCCUGGACACGCCUCUGGAGUGCAGUAUUACCCACAUCCUACGGACCAGAAGCACGGCUCUGGCUUGGGCGGCCUGGGAGCCGGAUUAGCAGCAGGUGCCGCUGCUCUUGCAGGCUCAUCGCUUCUCAAGCACGGGAUGGGUCACAAGGCAGGCUUGGUGCCAGCUGUGGCGGGAGCUGCCCUCUCUUCGGGCCUGCAUCACAAGUCUCACGGACACAAGCCCAAGUCCAGCAUGCCACUUCCCAUUGGUGCUGGCACCCUUGGAACAGGACUGGCCGUCGGUGCUACGGCGCUUGCCGGUGCAGCUUUGGCGAAGAAGCUCAAACCCAAGAAGAUGUUCAAGCAUAAGCACAAGCAUGGCUGGAAAGGGUGGAGCAGCAGCAGUAGUUCAAGCUCAAGCGAAGAAGAAUGAGUGUCACCCUCGGCAUUUCUCAAGAAGCAGCAACAGGCAUCGUCAAGGCAGGUUUCGCAGUACUUCCACAAUGUCCUCCACGCGUAUGGCUGUGGACUGUGUUGUUUUGCAACGUCUUGCAAUGUAAAGAAAACUUGUGCAAUUGGAGUUUUUUAUUUCAGUCACUUCAUCAUACUUAAAGAGCGUGUUCUAGGAUAUUAAUUGGCAACGCUGUGGUUCUGAGGAACCGCCGACUCAAAAGAAACAUCCAGUUACAAGACACCGGAGGCCGCUAUUGAAGUACUGUACCAGCAUACUACUGAACAUCUCGCACGGUUUACAUGCCAAGCUGCCUUAGCUUGUCUGCAGGCUUGCACAGUGAGGAUAUGUACAAGCUUAGUGUUCCAGAGUCCAUUUGACACGAUUAAUGGCAAGUCGUCUCUUGUACAGUGUACUCUUUUCUUCAGGCAUGGCCACUGCAAACUCACACCAUGUCUAACAAGAAUGUAGAUUCUGUUUAGUGUAGAAGUGCUGUGCCUAACCACCUGUCUUCUUGAAUGUGCCUCUACAACUUCCAUAAAUGCUUCAAUAUCUGUGAAAUGAUUGCUCGCUUAAAACAAGGGCCCUGCAGUUGUUGCCUUUAAUAAGAAGCUGAAAGCAUGAAAUAAGAGUGGCUUUCGAUUUUUUAAGAAGCGUAAUUAUGAUCAUGUUUAAGUACCUGUGCAGCACUAGCAUCCAGUUGUGUUGAUCAAAAUGGUGCCUUGUGGAAAACGGGGUUUGAGGACUAUAAACUGCUAUUCAACGACAUUGCUAUCACAAUGCUCGCCAUUGCUCACUCUGGCAGUAUUGAUCGCAACAGUGUCAACAUUGCACUGGUGCAAGCUGGCAAACUUUGCAGUUAUUUUCACUAGUGUAUCAUUGUUGCUAAUUGAUCUGCAUGGUGCUAAAGAUGGUGUUCUAUUAAGUUUUCUUUCUAAGUGCCGCACCGAUGUUUAAAAAAGCUGCUUUCGUUGCUCAUAUGUUAACACUUUGUUGCCAUGUUGCAGCCAAAAGGUCAUGUAGUCUUGACAUAUCGUUCCUAAUCAUUCUUCUGUGCAGUAACAGCCGUGAUAGCCUAGUGGCUAUUGCGUUGUGCUUUAAAGCCCAACGUCACAUGAUUAAAUCACCACAACUGCAUCCAAACUUCAAUUAUUGUGGCCAAAAUACACAAUUUCCUGCAAAUUACAUAUCGGGUGCUAGGUACGUAUAGUUGUGGCGUGCCUUAUUUUCAGAUCUUGGUUUGGCAACUCAAAACCCCCAAUUUUUUUUUUUUGUUUUGUUUGCCAAUGUUGUUGCCCACUGAGUAUACGCUAUAUCUAAUACCAGAAAUGUGCUGAAACACAGGACACUGUUCUAGGCUCUUUCAAGAUUCUGCCAUUUUUCUCAAUUUUCAUUACAGUGGCAAUUUGAAUAAGCCAAUCCAAUCAGAAAACCGUAGAAGCUCCCUGCGCUGCUCUGGGUCAAUAAUAUGGCAAAGUUUGGCAGUUCCCAUUAUGUUACCCUUAGUAAAAUUGCAUUACCAGGUCUACAGUCAUUCUCUUGAAGGCUACCAUAUCUUCUUGCGUAUUUUUGGGGAUUCAAGAUAGGUGGCAGUGACAGCAAUGACCGAAACCGGCAAUCGUCGAGGCCGGAGGAGUGACACUGGUGAUUGAAACUGAGCUCGAACAAAGUUCUUGCAAUGUUCAGGCAUUGGGUGUGGGGUCAUCUUUAUGACGACAUUCAAAUGUGCACAGUGGGAAUGCAUUUCGUGAGAUAUUUUUUCACAAUUAUUAUAGUUGGAGUUGUAGGUUACACGCAGGUGCAGGUUACAAGUGAUGAAAUGCGAUACUUCGAUACAGCACUACCAUUGACAUUUCUGGAGUGAUGCGCAGAGUUGCCUGUCGCUGGAUGCAUGCGACUUUAUCUCAGGAUGUAACUCAUUGCACUGUUACCUCAGCAUUAAAUGCACUUUGAAUACAUUAUAUUUUCUGCUGUGCACCACUGUGACUCCUUGGAUGCUUAUCAUAUAGUUGCUGUCUUUCUCCACGAUGAAAGUUUAGAUGUGUGAUUCUACAUGUUGAUCGUGUAAGAGUGACUUUACUGUGCCUAGGUGUUUGCAUAAGUAACCACGUGUGUUUUCUUUUCUAAGCCAUUCUUUCUCUCCGUCAUUUGUGCGUGUUACUACUUCCAUGCUCUAAUGUUACCUUUUAUGUCACCACCUAUUGCCAAGCCUUCUGAAUGUCAAUGUCAUGUGUUUUAAUUCUAGAUUUGGAGUGCUCACUCCACUUUGCAAUUGAGGGAACCAGAGCGAUUUAUUGUGAAGUGUACGAUAAAGCGUUCUGAAAUGCUUUUUAAUGCCCAUUAUGUACACAGUCAAUCGAUGUGUUCAUGUUUGAUGGAGGUACGUCACCUUUUCAACGUUUACUUGUCAAUCUAGCAAGUGGCGCUGUACAGUGAGCACAUUUCGAUGUGUACCUGGCAUAGAGUUUCUCUAGCAAUUUGCAGUAACCUCAGUGCGUCUUCUCUUUUUUACACGAAGUAGCAAAGCGGGCAGAUUGAGUGUUUUCAGCAAUGAUAGGGACGUUUAGCAUGUCCAUAAUUGUGUUGAACUUCAAGAAACAUCGGUUUACUGAAAACAUAAUUGUCUGGUUCGAUGGUGCACCCUUUAACCAGAGCGGAUGCUGCAUGAUUAUUACAAUUUACAAUAACUAACAAGCUGUGCUGCCAUUCAUGCUGGUAAUAUCAUGGUAUUCUGUGAUAGGUUAUAGAUUUAUAAAAACCCUGUAGUGCAAAGCUGCAGUGUCCCAGAUAGCCUUGACUGAAACUAUAUUUGCAUGUAACCUCUUAAAGGGCCCAUACACCACCUCAGAUAUUUUUUUUCAAACAUUCUGAACGUGUGAAUCGUGUGCAGAAUGUCGUCGCGAUCAACAAUUCUACACGUGGCAGCGCUUCAAGUUGCUAGCGUGCCACAAAUUCUAAGAAACAAUCUCUCCUUCUUUCCAGGCCUUUCGGGCCUCUGCGUGAUGUGCCGUACGAAUAUCUCUGAAGCGCCGUUCAAAUAUCCACGCUAGCCACAAAUGUGGUGUGAUUGGUCGAGCAAGAGCCUACGACUUCCGGUUAGCCUGCAAGCAGCUGUCCACGCUGCUUCUUGUUCGUCGUGCGUACGAGUCCAUAGUGAUGGUCACCCUUUGAAGGCAUGGACGCAAUGCACCGUCCAUACUGGCACAAUUCGUAUGAGCACGGGCCGGCACGGCAGGCGCGGUUCGCCAACAAGCGCCAAGUUGAAGGAGUCUGGGCAAUCGGAAGUAGAUAAUGUUUCAAGCAGCGCGUCAGCGAUGAGAUAUGCUACGCGACAUUGGGAAAGGCACUCGGCGAGAGGGCAAAGUGGCUUUGGGAGAGGAUACCAUGGGGGGUAGUGCAGGAGAGAGCGAAAGAAGGAAUUGUGGUGCUUUCGAUAAUCAAACACGUCUAACUCUGCUAUUGCGGCACUGUUUCAUAAAAUUCUCACAGCUCUGUCUUUGUCGUAGACUCGCGCACAAUUUCUUCACCACAACUGAAUUUCGACCUCUGGAUGAUUUACUGGCCCUUUAAACCUUCUUGCAGUCAUCGUUGUUUUUGUUCAGAAACAUCCUUUUGCUGGAAAACGCCUGAUAUGACUACAUCUUCAAUUAGCAGUAAUUGCAUUAUUUUUAGCACUAAGGUCUCCGCAUUUAAUUCUGAGCACUGUCAUCUGUAAGUGAAUAUUGCUUUCCCUAAUACGAGUCUGAGGAAAUUUUAAAAUUCGUCAUACUUAAAAUGUGGGUUAAGUUUCAAAAUUUACACUUUAGGGCCAUAUGCCGUCUUCCACAGUCGCUUUUACAUUUGAAAAAUCAUUGUACAAGUUUACAUGCUACAAGAAAACCCAAAUGGUAGUUUUCGAGGUGUGUGUUUUCUAACAUGCGGUCUUGAAUUCUGGUACCUUUGUUUGCACUUAGUAUUUCUCUAUUGAAAUAUAUAUGUCAGAGAAAGUUUAUUUAGCUUUGACAACAUAAUAUAUUGCUGUUUCAUGUUUGUUUGCUUUUUUAUUUUAUUCUGGCUGAUCAUUGCUGUUAACAGAAGCCACAUGCACAAAAUCGAAAUACAUAUCUCACAUGGUGCAACAAAGGUUGGAAGAGUGUUAGCUGCUUACUGGCUUCACUUUUUGACAUAAAUGAAUGUGUGGAAGAUGUGACUGCAAUAAUAAAAGUAUUUGCUUUUGUU
Messenger RNA from Rhipicephalus microplus (southern cattle tick), 5416 nucleotides. Its product is annotated as galectin-4. The record is from RefSeq and is a predicted model, not a curated record. NCBI's taxonomy places the organism in Eukaryota, Metazoa, Arthropoda, Arachnida, Ixodida, Ixodidae. Gene Ontology annotation, molecular function: galactoside binding; carbohydrate binding.